UACUCUGAAACCUGCAUGGACUAAUGAUUAGUCGAUGCUUGUGUUAUGAAAUUUUAUGAUUAGAGAGAAUAAAUCCAUGCAAACUUAACGAAAUUAAAAAUGUUUUUGACUAAAAGAAAACUAGAAAUCUAGAACACUACAUAAUUAAUUUUGUAUAAACCAUCCAUGACCCAUGCAUAUAAUUCCAUUGCCAUAUUUGUGUAUAAGAGAAGGUUUAAAUUUGUUGCCAAAAGAAAUAAAAAGAGUGAAAUUUCUUGCCAAGAGAAAAAGAAGUAAUUCAAAGAGAGAAAUUAUUAGAAUCUUGUUAAGGAAAGUAAUAUUAACUUUUAUUAGUAAUAAAAAUGUGAUAUACGAAUAGCAAGAACAAUGAAUAAUUUUGAUGUUGACAAAUGACAAAAGUAAUUAAUGAAAAUUAAUUGUGUUUGUAUAUUUUUCUUGACUUGAAAAUAUGUUUUAAUUUUUAACCAAAAGAGCUUACUGUUCAAACUUUUCUCCAGAUCAUUCUUAUAAAAAAAUUGCUCUCCAAGACAUUCUUGCUCCGUGAUCGUUUGGAUUCCACUGAUUGAUGCAAAAACUGAUUCAUCUUUUUUGAGUGAAUGAUCAUGGCUGUCCCGGAAAAUGCUGAUGUGAUGAAAAUGGACUCUUCUGGUCAGAGUCAAGACAAAAACAACGUCUUAGAAGCUGAUACGAAGCCGCCAUGUUCUGAUGAUCACAAGAGCCCUGAAUCCAAUUCCUCUGUUGAGACAUCAAACCCAACAAAGGACCAGAACAGUGAAGGGACUCUGAAGAGUGAGAUAAGUCAUUUGGAUGUUAAGUUUUCUAAGUUGAAUCCGAUGGCUAAGGAAUAUGUUCCACAUUCACUUGCUCAAGCCCACUCUGGGUUUGUGAGUAAUAUGGUUUGGCUUAACAACAUGCAAACUAUUCCUGCUGUGGAGAAUGGCCAUUUUGAUACAAGGAGAGGGAACUUUGGCCAAGGGAAAGGAUGGACGAGCAGAGAAACAAGCUUGGCUCAGAAUACAGAUGUAAUCAGGAGAACUGUAUAUGUCUCAGACAUUGAUCAACAGGCUACUGAGGAGCAACUUGCCCGUCUCUUUCUUUCUUUUGGUCAGAUUGUUGAUUGUCGUAUCUGCGGUGACAGUAACUCUAUUCUUCGUUUUGCCUUCAUUGAGUUCACUGAUGAAGAGGGAGCUAGGUCUGCUUUAACAAUAUCGGGUACUCUGUUUGGUUCUCAUCCUAUUAAGGUUCUUCCCUCCAAAACAGCUAUUGCACCUGUUAACCCAACGUUCCUCCCAAGGUCUGAGGAAGAGCGCGAGAAAUGUGUGAAGACUGUUUACUGUACUAAUAUUGACAAGGAGGUCACACAAAGGGAACUGAAAGAUUUCUUUAGAACAGCCUGUGGGGAGAUUCAACAUUUGAGGCUUCUUGGAGACUAUCAUCACCAAACCCGCAUUGCUUUUAUUGAAUUUACUCUGGCGGAAAGUGCAAUCUCUGCUCUUAAUUGCACCGGUGUUGUCUUGGGCGGGCUCCGUGUAAGGGUAAGCCCGUCGAAGACGCCAGUAAGGCCACACCCCAAUGAUUUAAACUAGAGUUUAAUCACAGCCCGAUCACAGAGAUCAGGUCAAGAAGAGAAAGAGAGAACAAAACUCAUUUUAAGAUAAUACUUAAGUCGUUUUCUGUUCGUAUAAACAUUCUCUUGUUUCUUUACUUGGCAGGUCUUUUUAGAUCCCUCAGUAAAACUUUAAGCUAGACUUUCUCCUUCUAUUGUUUUUGUUGUUGGAAACCUCCCUUUGGUUAUCUUUAUGGAACAUUUAAAAUGAUACAUGUUGGAUACAUGUCAAAUCGUUUCACUGA
Molecule: messenger RNA, 1851 nt
Organism: Brassica napus (rape)
Lineage: Eukaryota; Viridiplantae; Streptophyta; Magnoliopsida; Brassicales; Brassicaceae
Product: polyadenylate-binding protein-interacting protein 13-like
Exons: 11
Coding region: 597-1586 (329 amino acids)
Molecular function (GO): RNA binding
Source: RefSeq, a predicted model, not a curated record